Molecule: messenger RNA, 1414 nt
Organism: Rana temporaria (common frog)
Lineage: Eukaryota; Metazoa; Chordata; Amphibia; Anura; Ranidae
Gene: TMEM106A
Product: transmembrane protein 106A
Exons: 10
Coding region: 401-1159 (252 amino acids)
Source: RefSeq, a predicted model, not a curated record
AUUUCACAAGGUCCCUCUCCGCCUACAGGAGGUGCGGCCUAGUCAGGCUUAGUUCCUGGAGACACUACGUCUAUUAUAUACACCUUUGGACUAGUACAGAGAGUUGCAGGUUGGGUUUUAUGGUGCAGAUUCACUUCCACAUUUGUCUGUGUAAAGACAGAAAUCUUCAUAAUUUACGACAGCUGAUACAGAUGAUCGCAUGAAGUGGAACAGGCGGCAUCGAUCUGCAAGUAACAGAUUAUCAUCAGCCAAUAAUUUAUCACAGACUCGAUCCUGCUGGAUUUGCAAAUAGCUUUUCAAAGGGUUGAAGAAGCACUAUUGCCAAUGUCUGUGUGUCCAUAGAAAACAAAUGUUGGUCAUUAUACUUCAUAAGUUCCAGGAGUAAAUUUAUAAGGUCAUCAUGAAAAAAUUACUGUCUGCUUUUAAGCGGCCAGACAAAGAAGAAAAGGACUCCAUACUGGAAGGAUCUGGAUCCGGGAAAUAUCAAAAGUACAUCAGCAUUAACAAUGAUGCAUCUGGUUCAAGCAGCUCUUCUGAAGGGUCCCCCACAGUCACCUGUCCAACCUGCAGAGGGAUAGGAAGGAUUCCCCGAGGCCAAGAAAGGGAGUUGGUAGCUUUGAUUCCAUACAGCGACCAGAGGCUAAAACCACGGAGAACGAAGUGUUAUGUGUGCAUUGCUGUCAUCUCCUGCUUGGUGAUCUGCGCCAUUGUUGCAGCUUUGCUGAUUCAACUGUCUGUCACUGUGGAUCAUGCCGGGGUGAAUUCAUCACUUGUUAUCCACGAUGACUCCAGUUCAACUGUGUACCUUGAAACCACAAAUAAAUUGAAUAUAACUAAUGAUAACCUGAUUGGGAUAAAAAUUCUGGAACUCAAUGUUGAGGUUCUACACAUGUCUGUUGUAGUCGGAAAUCUCAACCUGAAAGAAGAUGGAACAGUUGGCUCACGGGUAACCAACCAGCAGUUAUUUUAUACUGUGAAGAGUAAAGUUCAGGAUCCAAACACAUUUAAGGUCUGCACCUGGGACCAGAUCAGAAUUCACAACAUUCUGCUUAUUAUACAGGGCUCUCUGAAAUUCUCACACAUCGGUCACGAGGAAGAGGUACAAUUUUCUGGAUAUGAGUACCUAGACUGUCAAAAGAAUUCCACGGAUCCCCAGUGACUUUCUCCUGACUUUCUCCUGUUGCACCAAGCAGAAUUUAUAUUUCUAUAUACAUUCUGAAAAAUACCUUAGGGUCCCUGUUGUUAGGGAUCAAUCUUUCUUAUUUGCUACUACAUGUAAUUUUUUUAGAUUGACUGUGACAAUUUAAAUGAAGAGCAUUUUCUGUAUCAAUGAUUACUUACAAUCACUUAUGGGCACUAAAAUGCAUUUAAAAAACUCAUAAAAAUAUGUAAAUUAAAAUGUUCUUUUUGUUAA